Messenger RNA from Gopherus flavomarginatus (Mexican gopher tortoise), 2867 nucleotides. RefSeq names its product ceramide synthase 6 (gene CERS6). The record is from RefSeq and is a predicted model, not a curated record. Gene Ontology annotation, molecular function: sphingosine N-acyltransferase activity; DNA binding. Lineage: Eukaryota; Metazoa; Chordata; Testudines; Testudinidae. The transcript has 11 exons. Gene Ontology annotation, cellular component: membrane. Gene Ontology annotation, biological process: ceramide biosynthetic process. Bases 223 to 1410 code for a protein of 395 amino acids.
GUGACAGGCGAGGCGGCCCUGGCCAGCGCCGCGCAGCCCAAGCUGGGGAGCUGGAAGCCUGGGCGCAGAGCGCAGCUGCUCCGAGUAAGGCGAGGGAGGGCUCACAGCGGCUGCUCCGCAGCGGGACUCGCACACAGACGCGCAUCCUCUUCCUGAGCAGCACCCCCGCUCUCCCCCCGGCAGCACCAGCGCGAGGGGGGCUUGGAGCGAGACAAAGCAAAGAUGGCAGGGAUCCUAGCCUGGUUCUGGAACGAGCGGUUCUGGCUGCCGCACAAUGUCACCUGGGCCGAUCUGAAGAACACGGAGGAAGCCUCCUUCCCCCAGGCUGAGGAUCUGUACCUCGCCUUCCCCCUGGCCUUCUGCAUCUUCAUGAUCCGGCUGGUCUUCGAAAGGUUUAUAGCUAAACCCUGUGCCUUAGGUCUUAAAGUCCAGGCGAAUGGACCACAGAAAGCCCAACCUAAUGCAAUUCUGGAAAAAGUUUUCACUGCAAUUACAAAGCAUCCAGAUGAGAAGAGACUGGAAGGCCUCUCCAAGCAGCUGGACUGGGAUGUACGCAGUAUUCAGCGUUGGUUUCGACAAAGACGCAACCAGGAAAAGCCCAGCACUCUUACAAAGUUCUGUGAAAGCAUGUGGAGAUUUACAUUUUACCUUUAUAUAUUUACCUAUGGAGUCCGGUUCCUGAAAAAGACUCCCUGGCUCUGGAACACAAGGCAGUGCUGGAAUGGAUAUCCGUAUCAGCCACUGAUGCCUGACCUUCAUUACUACUACAUAGUCGAAUUGUCAUUCUAUUGGUCCUUAAUGUUUUCUCAGUUCACUGACAUCAAAAGAAAGGAUUUCAGCAUCAUGUUUACGCAUCACAUUGUAACAGUCAUUUUGAUAUCCUUUUCAUAUGUAACCAAUUUGACACGAGUGGGAUCCCUGACCUUGUGUCUUCAUGAUUCAGCUGACAUUUUGCUGGAGGCUGCCAAAAUGGCAAACUAUUGCAAGUGUCAAAAACUGAGUGACCUCCUGUUCCUUAUGUUUGCCAUUGUCUUCAUCAUCAGUAGGCUUGGCAUAUAUCCUUUGUGGAUAUUAAACACAAUGCUGUUUGAAUUAUAUGAAGCUCUGGGCAAUUUUCCUGCCCUGUGGUUCUUUAACAUAUUGCUCAUAGUACUUCAAGUCCUGCACUGUUUUUGGUCUUAUCUAAUCAUAAAAGCAGCGUAUAAAGCUAUCUCCAGAGGCAAGGCUGGAAAGUGGAACCCUUUGCAUGUAGCAAAGGAUGACCGAAGUGAUGUUGAAUCCAGUUCGGAUGAGGAUGAUUCAGUACCUCGUUCAACUAAUCCACACAACACUACCACCACAAAUGGGACCAGUGGUGCUAACGGGACAAAUGGAUAUCUUACUGGUAGCACUUGUUCAGAGGACCAUUAAUCCUUGAGCUAACUCAUGAAACAUGAACACAGUGAACUCUUUACUACUAGAAGUAAAUAAUAAGUUGUGAAUGCAGUUUCUUCAUAUAUCUCAGCAUCAGAAAAAAAAUUAGAAGUAUCAAAUCAUACUGAUAGUGCACUGCCAUAUUUCCUGUUUGUGAACAAAGAGACACACCAUUCUGUAUAUGUAGGCAUGCUAUACCUGUAUGUAAUUGACUCAAUGGGAGCAGUAUUUUUAUUUGUACUAUCUUAGAAUAUUAUUUAUUUUGAAUAUGUUUGGGGACUUAUGGACAAAAGGGAAUGUCCUUACUCUUUUGCUCUUUAGAUUCUCAGUAGUGGAGACCGACACGCUAAGAUCUCUUCGGUCCAUUCCUGUUGCCCAGUCUUCUAUAAGUAGUAGUCUGCUUGAUUUGUCACUUACAGUAAGCUAUAACAUGGCUUUACAGAUUCUAGCUCCGCUCCAGAGAGUUUUGCUAUCUUUGUGUUUUAAACUGCUAGUUUUGAAAUCAUCUCUGAAAUCACAGUGGCCAUUUCCCCAAUGUAAAGUUCUAAAAUGAUGGUUUAAUAUUUUAAAUAGUGUCUAAUGUGGUCAAUUAUCAAUUCAGACAAAUCUGUAGUUAUUGUAGGGUAUUACUUUAGCAUUGUUUUCAACUCAAUUGGUGGUUAAUUGCAUUAGAAUAGACUUGAUUACUUGUUCAAAUACACAAGAUACCUUUCUGUCAACAGCAAUGAUAAACUUGUACUUGAAGUUUAGUUCUGCUUUGCAAGUUUUAACUCUACAGACUUCAGUUACUUGCACAAAUUUCAUGCCAAGAGAUGAUCCAGUGUCAGAAGAGAGAGGUUUGCUGAUGUCCGCUGUUGUAAAUCCAGAAUUCAUUCUUGAAUUUGAGGAUUUGUUCCUUUGAGCUGGAAAGGAUGAGAGCAGUAGCACAAUGACAAAACAGCAGCUGAACGUUCAUUGCUUCGACUGACAGGAUUCAGUGGAGAUCUUGUUCUUAUCAUUCCAGAUUUUUUGUCAUUCAGAAGUGGGGAGACCGCAGAAUGUUCUGCACUACCAGACCCAGAGAAGUUUAUUCAUAGCAAACUUUUAGGGUGCUUCAUUAUUUUUUAUUGAACCUACAAAUAAAGCUGUAAAAUUUUGCUCUACUAUUCAACCUGAGAUUUAUGAGUAGGGGCAAACUGCUCCCAAAGGAGUCAGUGUGAGUAGAAAUAGACUGUUCCUUUUUUGAUAUGAUCAUCAGUUUGUGGAAAAUCCUUGGGUGAAGUAUUGCAAAGAGCACCUCUUUAGUCUUCUGUACUAUCAACGGCAGUGCCAGCAGUAGGAGUGUUUCUGGGGAACAGUCUCUAUGCAUCCUGCUUUUCAACAGUGUUGCGUAUGUGUGCACAGAAGAAAUGUACAUAUAGACCAAAGAAAUUUAGAAAGGAGUAGGAAGGAGUAAACCAGAAAAAGUUUUGUUU